Molecule: messenger RNA, 1155 nt
Organism: Candida dubliniensis CD36
Lineage: Eukaryota; Fungi; Ascomycota; Pichiomycetes; Serinales; Debaryomycetaceae
Gene: STP4
Product: Stp4p
Exons: 1
Coding region: 1-1155 (384 amino acids)
Biological process (GO): regulation of transcription by RNA polymerase II
Cellular component (GO): nucleus
Molecular function (GO): DNA-binding transcription factor activity, RNA polymerase II-specific; RNA polymerase II cis-regulatory region sequence-specific DNA binding
Source: RefSeq, a predicted model, not a curated record
AUGUUAUCAAUGGCAGUAAACCCAAGCAAUUCUUUACCCUCACAAUACUCAACCAAACAAGAUAAUUACAACCAGAAUUACUGUUCUAUAAAAUCGCCCUCGCCAACCUCAACAUCAACAUCGUCGUCGUUAGCCAUGACUACUCCACCACACUUACAUAAUCCACAUGCAUCAAUAACCUUACCAUCAAUACAUUCCUUAGAUAUCCCAGCAUUUCCUCAUUAUGAGAAAGAAUAUAGUCGAGCUAGUGUAUUCCAGAACUAUUCCUCAAAUUCACCUACGCCAUCCAAUAGUUCAUAUUCCCCCACUUUAUUGAUACCGAAUAAUGAUAGACCGGCUUCAUCAUCUGCGUACUCAAAUUCUUCAAGUACAUUAUUGUUGAGUCCUGGUGUUUCUUCUACACCCAAUUUGAAUUCUAUUGCUCCUGUGUCAAGACCAAGAAGUACCUCAAAUUUGACAGAAAAUUCAGAACAACUGUUUGCCUCACCACAAUUGCAACUGCAACCACAGCCACCAGUACUAUCGAAUGUCACUAUUACAUCACCUCAACUUCAUGUUAAGUCAGAAAAUGAGCAACAACAACACAGAUUACAAAACUCCAAUGGUAUAUUGUCUCCAAGACAGAAUAAGAAAAAUUGGAAACCAAGGAAGAAGAAGCAAUGUCCUGAAUGUAAUUUGUACUUUUCAAAUUUGGCCACACAUAAAUCAACUCAUUUGAAACCAAACAAUCGUCCUCAUAUUUGUAAAUAUUGUGAACGAGGAUUUGCUCGACCAAAUGAUUUAUUUAGACAUGUCAAAUGUCAUUGGAAAGAAAUCGGGUCAGAUAAAGGACAAUUUAAAUGCCCUUUUAAGAACAUCGAUUCAUCUAAUAGAGAUAAUCAAGAAACAAUAACAGCUACUGGUAAUGGUAAUGGAAUACCUGAUCAUUGUUGUCAUAAUACUGGGAUAUUUUCUCGUUGUGAUACGUUUAAAAAUCAUUUGAAGGCUAUUCAUUUCCAAUAUCCAAACGGUACGAAAAAGGAACAAAGAAACCAAGUCAAUGGAAAAUGUAGAAUGUGUCAACAAGAAUUUAGAAAUGUUGAUGAUUGGAUGCAUAGUCAUAUAGAAACCAACCAGUGUCCUUAUGCUAUUAAUUUGAUUAAAAAGGAGCAUUAA